GGGUUAUGAGUUGAGGAGACGUAAACUUCAAAAUCCUGAGGCGCUAAACCCCUAGUGUCUAAAACCCUAAUCAACCGCCAUGAAAAACCUUAACGCCAUGGAAGAAGAUGAUAAUACAGAAGAAGAGCAACUGGCGGAUGCCAUCUUCACUGAAAAAUCCGACAUCUGCCAAAGCCUAAUGAACCGUUACGCCAAAUCCUCCGCCCCUCAACACCGCCACCUCAUUGCCACCGCCGCCGCUGUUCGGUCGAUCAUCACUGCAGAAGCAUUGCCACUCACGCCGCUAUCUUACUUCGCCGCCGUUGUUACAACCAUCGUCAACUCGUCCGAAACCCUAGACUCGACGGGGAUCGCCGCCCUCUCAACACUGCUUUCGAUGGUGCUGCCUGCGGUGCCGGCGCAGGCUAUCACUCAUCCGAAGGCGGUGGAGGCGGUGUCAGUUCUGGUUGAGCUGUUGCGGAGCCGUGGGGAAGGCAUGGCGGCGUCGAGUUUGAGGGCUGUGGUAAAGUGUUUGGGGGUUUUGGUGGGGUUCUGUGAUUUGGAGGAUUGGGAUUCGGUGAGUUUGGGAUUUGAAACGCUUCUCAAAUUCUCGGUAGAUAAACGUCCGAAGGUUCGAAAAUGUGCUCAAGCUUUUCUUGAAAGGGUUUUUAAGUCCUUCCAGUCCACCACGGUUACAAAGGAGGCGAGCAAAUUGGUACUUUCUUUGUUCAAAAGUUACAUGCCUUUGGCGGUUAGGUUAAAUUCUUUGAAGACUGUUGAUGGAUCUAAACCUGAGAAUCUAGAGAUUCUCCAUAUGCUGGGUGUACUGAAACUCAUUGUUCCAUAUCUUUCUGUCAAAGUUGGUUUAAAAAUACUUUUGGAACUACUUAAGCUCAUGAAUGCUCAGUUCUCAGCCCUUACAAGGCACAUCCUUAAAAUCAUUGAAGCCCUUUUUGAAACUUCAAGGGUGGAAGUUAUCAUUCCAGAGGCAGAUAACAUUAUAAGUUCUCUUUCAUCAUAUGUACUUUUGGGAGAAAAGAACCCUGCAGACACUGUCAUCUGUGCAGCAACUGUGUUAAGAGGCACUCUUGACAAACUUGAUGCUGGUGAACGGAGUGCAUGGAUCAGAAAUCUUCCUUUAGUAUUUCGUUCUGUUGCAGGGCUUUUAACUUCUGAGGCUAGUACUGCUUCACAGGCUUCAACUAUUUUGAAGGAGUUGAUCAAGCACCAUAUGGAUCAAAGAACUUUGUUGAUCAAUGGAAGUAUACCAUUUCAAGAUGCUUCAGAGAACAAAGAAUCAAGUGCAAUAAAGUCCAUAUGUGCUGUCUUUGAGAAUGCACUCAACACCUGUGAUGGAAUUCCAAAUGAACAUGUUCUGGAUGUCAUAUCUGUUUUGUUUCUCAAACUUGGUGAGAUGUCAUACUUUUUUAUGAAGGAUAUCGUACUAAAACUUGCUGAUCUGACAUCCUGUGCAAAUGGGGACAUAUCUGACACAAGGCAUCUUCAGGAAUGUAUUGGAUCUGCUGUUACUGCAUUGGGACCAGAGAGGAUACUUACACUGUUACCGAUCUCCCUUGAUGCUGAAAAUUUCACUUGUUCAAACAUUUGGUUGGUACCGAUUUUGAAUAAAUAUGUAGUUGGAGCAUCACUAAGGUAUUUUAUGGAACAUAUCAUGCCUCUUGCAGAAUCUUUUAAACGGGCAUCUCACAAAGUUAAAAAGUCUGUAAUUGGAGAAGAUCUGCAGGCUCAUGCACAUGGUCUUUGGGGUCUGUUACCUGUGUUCUGUCGCUAUCCAACUGAUACUCGCCAAAGUUUUGGAUCUUUGACCAAACACUUAAUUAGCUUUCUCAAGAAGAACUCUUUUAUGCAUGAAAGCAUUGCUAUUUCCUUGCAGGAGCUUGUGAAUCAAAACAGAAGUAUACUUAGAUCUAGUGAGGGUGAUUGUGAGUCAAAUACCUAUGCAAUAAAAGAUUCUAUGAUACAAUCCAGUAGUGUGGCUUCUUAUUCAAAGAAAACUGCAACCAAAAAUAUCGGGGCUUUAGUGUCAUGUUCUAUGGAGUUGCUUCAGGCGCUAACAGAUCUGUUCUUUGGUUCACCUCCUGAGAAACGCUCAUAUUUAAAGGAUGCUAUUGGAUGCUUGGCAUCUAUAUCUGAUUCUUCAAUAACCAAAAGAAUUUUGAUAUCAUCACUUGAGAGGCUUGAGCUUAUAAAUGGUGUGGGUGAAUUUGAAAAUGUAGGGAAUUCAAGUACUACAGAGAAAGAUACGCAAAGGCGUGUAACAAUGGAGCUAGCAUCUUCUCUUGUUGAGGGAGCUAACGAGGAUCUUAUUGAUUUAAUCUAUAAGUUUAUUAGGCACACUUUGCUGACAGCUGAUGAGGAAGGACAAUGUAAAGCGUACUAUGCUUUGAGCCGAGUUCUGGAGGUCCAUAUUUGCAUUUGUGUUGUGAUACAGGAGCAUGCUUGGUUUUGUUCUUCACAAUUUGUUGAGCUGGUAGAAUUAUUGCUUGGUCUGAAGUCGACUGACGAUAUCACUUUGCUUAGAAGUCGCUUUGCUUGUUUCCACAUUUUAUUGGUCCAUGCAUUGAAGAUGAGCUUGGAGGAGGAGAAUACAAAAGCUUUUCUUAUUCUCAAUGAGAUUAUUCUCACAUUAAAAAAUUCAAAGGAAGAAGUUAGGAAGGUAGCUUAUGAUAUACUCCUUGUGAUAAGCUCCAGCCUGGAAAACUCAUCAUCUCUCAGUUCUGAAGGGUCUCAUCAGAAGCUGAUAAGUAUGAUAAUGGGCUACCUUUCUGGUUCAUCUCCUCACAUAAAAAGUGGAGCAGUGUCUGUGCUAUCUGUACUGGUAUAUAAGGAUGCCAAUAUUUGUACUUCAGUACCUGAUCUGGUCCCUUCUGUUUUAGCUUUGCUGCAGGGGAAAGCUGUUGAAGUUGUAAAAGCUGUUUUGGGCUUCGUGAAAGUGGUGGUGUCCUGCUUACAAGCUAGAGACCUGCAGAGUCUUCUUACUGAUGUACUCAAUGGUGUUCUCCCAUGGUCAUCUGUAUCAAGAAACCAUUUCAGAUCGAAGGUUACGGUCAUACUGGAAAUUGUGGUAAGGAAGUGUGGUUCUGCUGCAGUCAAGUUGCUUACGCCAGAAAGAUACAAGGGUUUUGUCAAGACCGUUCUGGAGAAUCGGCAUAAUAGCAAGGGAAGUUCAAAGGAAGCUGAUGAUCCUGAAAAGGAAGAAAAACGUCCAAAUGCAUAUUCGAGGGGAUCUGAUUUUACGUCUUUGAGGCAGCAGAAGAGGGGACGCAAAGAAUUGGGUCUUUCACCUAGAAAGAGGAAGAGGGAGAAGCAGCCAGAUGGCAUUGGCAGUGGCAUGAAAAGGGUUAAGAAGGCCAGGCAUUCAAAUUUUCUUAAUCAUGAAAAACAAACUGAAGGUCAGGCAAGAGGAAGUGUAAAGAAGAACAUGAAGAGGAGUUCGAGAAGUGAGGCUACCAGUAGAGGGGAUGGGGAGAGAAAGAAGAUGGCAUGGAAGAAGCAGAAGAAAAUUCAUAAAUGAGACUCUGAAAUGGCGAAUUUGUUUUCUCCCCUCUCCCCUCUCCCCUCUCCCCUCUCUCCUCACAUCAAUUUUUGUUUCACAGACAUCUUAGCAGGGCCAUGGGACUGGCCCUCCGAUGGAUUUAUUUAUUUUUUAUAUAUUAAUUUUAUACUCCAGUCAGUUAUGUAACAUCUAAAUGCCGCCACUUACUCCUAGUUAGUUUUGAGAUUAACUUCACAAGCAACACUUUAUUAAAUUGAUUAAUAAUUUAGUGACUAAAUUAUUAA
Messenger RNA from Vitis riparia (riverbank grape), 3780 nucleotides. Its product is annotated as RRP12-like protein. The transcript has 17 exons. The record is from RefSeq and is a predicted model, not a curated record. Bases 80 to 3514 code for a protein of 1144 amino acids. Lineage: Eukaryota; Viridiplantae; Streptophyta; Magnoliopsida; Vitales; Vitaceae.